This is a messenger RNA of Tricharina praecox, 477 nucleotides long. RefSeq lists its product as uncharacterized. NCBI's taxonomy places the organism in Eukaryota, Fungi, Ascomycota, Pezizomycetes, Pezizales, Pyronemataceae. The record is from RefSeq and is a predicted model, not a curated record. The coding region runs from base 262 to 477 and encodes 71 amino acids. The transcript is spliced from 3 exons.
UCAUGUCCGAGCAAACGGAUUUACCGAGUGAUACACCGUGCAGGUGUGUAGGUGUUGGAGUCGCUAGCUUGCUUUCACGCUUUACUUCACCACUUGGUUGACCACUCCAAUUCUCAACCAUUUACAACUCCUACUCCGCUUCAUCAUCCACCACUCCUACUCCUUUUCACCACGCCAAAGCGCGAGCUCACCACACUCUUCGUCAUCUUCCCACCACCUUCACACAAGUUCAAACACACCAACCUCCGAAAAGCGAAAGAAAUGUCAGCCAACAUCCAUAAGCGCCGCUUCUCCCUCAUCUCCUCCGACGAAGCCACCAUCGCUCCAUCCAACAAAACCCUCAAGCGCGGCGCCGGCAGUGUCAAGCGACACUUUUUCAACCACAAGAACAAGUACGCACCCUUCGUCUCCGAGUUCGAGGGACUCGAGUCCCAGGGACUCGGCCUGAUAUCGAUCCGGUUCCCGAUCGCAAUGUAG